AUGUCUGGCGAUUUCUUCAUCGACAGCCCGGUCCCGCCGAAGCUGGACCUGACCGGUGCCAGAUCUCGCUUCUACCACUCGCCGCAGCCAGCGUCAGCGACCUCCUCGCUGUCGUUGUGUCGCACUCUCUCGACGCCGCUCAUGAGCAGCUGCAAGCGUGCUCGCUAUGGCUAUGGCGGACUCGAUGACCGGGCUAUCUGGGACCGCCAGUCUCCCGUCUCGCGGAUCUCGAGUCCUGUGCCACUGGCAAACACCGAAUACCUACUGGCAGAGGGAGGUCUGGAUACAGGGCUGUUGACGACGGCAGGGCAGCCGAUACUGGGAUUCUCGUCACAGCGUGAUGGUGACAACGAGGAGUCAGAGCUUGACUACCGGCCCACGAGGUAUCGAAAGACCAGUCGGACAAUGGGGGACGUACCAGUUACACCCUCAAAUAUUGAAGGAACAAAACGGAAACGGGACUCCCCGGUUCCCCAGGGCGAUGACACCGGCGUGAAAAGUUCUCCAGGCUGGGGUGAGGCAGUCCUCAACCUCGUUGGAGGCGUUGCUGGGAAAGUGUGGAAUUUCUGCGUGUCAGCUCCCUUCCGAGGGUUUCACGCCGGCGGAGGCAUAGGGUACGAUAUGGACGGUUCCACAGCAACGGUACCACCAAGCAAGAAAAGGGAGAGGCCCUCUCUGUCACAACGGAGACGCUCAAGCCGUUUGAUGGACGAUAUACCAGUGCCUGGCCGUUAUCCGGUAGACGAGCACUAUCACAUCGACAAGCCGCGCCGGGAAGAUAUACACAACAACUGGGUUCUCGUUAAGGAAGACGAGGAUUCUCGGGAGAUCAGCCCAUCUUGCAGCUCCAAGAAGCAUGCUCGCCGGAACAGCGUUGCCCGCCAUGUCCCUGCACGCCGCUCCGGUGCCAGAGUACAGUCCAAGCGGCCCAUGACACCUCUUACACCAACACGUUCCACCAACCUCUCUCCGCAUAUCUACUCUCCUUCAUCUGCAUCAUCGGUCUACAAGACGCCACCAAAGCACACUACGGUGUCAAACCCCAACGAAACCCCGUUGUCACGAGAGACUCAGAGACAUGCCGCCAAACUGAGGCGCAAGGAACGUGAAGAAGAUGCCAGCAUACGCAGGCUGAACCACCAGCUGAAGGCCAUGAUCAGAGAAGGGAGACAGGCCCUGGGAACUCGGAUUGAGGUUGACGAAAUGGACAUUGAUGAAUGGGAUUGA
Molecule: messenger RNA, 1227 nt
Organism: Trichophyton verrucosum HKI 0517
Lineage: Eukaryota; Fungi; Ascomycota; Eurotiomycetes; Onygenales; Arthrodermataceae
Exons: 1
Coding region: 1-1227 (408 amino acids)
Source: RefSeq, a predicted model, not a curated record